AUGGUUCGACCGUCUCCCCGCUGGAUCGAUCCAUGGCUAGCAGCAGCUCUCCGAAGAGUUCCUAGCCAGGAAGAAACACUGUGCAAUUAUGCUAGGAGGUACUGGGAAGAAUACAAUGACCUGGAGGAAAAUGUGUACAGCGAGCAGAUGGCCGUCAUGUCCUUCAAACAUGGUCUGCGCCCAGAAAGUAAGCUAAAACAAUCACUUACCAAGCGCCCGGCCACAGCUUUGAAAGAUUUGCGUGCCAGGAUUGAGCAGUACGCAUGCCUCAAAGACGAUCAGAUCCCCAUCGAGGUAGCGUCAGCAGAACAAACAACUCGGCACAAGAAGAGAUCAGACCGAGGAGAACAUCGAGAGAUUGCAGUGAAUGAAGUGGAUAAGUCUAAAGCCCACAAAGCCAUUGUAACUGUAUUCAAAGAGCCGAUCUAUCGAAUCCUGAAAAAGAUCAAGAGAGAGCCUUUUUUCGUUUGGCUGCCGAAAAUGUUGGGAGAUCAAGCUCGGCACAAUCAGAACCUUAGAUGCACCUACCACCAAGACAGGGGGCACAUAACUCAGAACUGCAGGGCACUGAAGCAACACUUGGAAGACCUGGUGACAGCUGGACACCUAAGGGAUUACAUUGAUCAGGACAAGGAAGUGACCGAACUGGGAAACCCACCGCUAGAACCAAACAUUAAGCAUCCACCUCAGCUGAUAAUAAAUGUGAUCCACGGGACAGCGACUCAGGAGUCCAAGGAGGCACUGAAGGAAGAGAUCGCUAAGGCUGCGCAAAUUCAGCGGGUCAUGUCAGUGGAGCCUGCAUCGAAAAAGGUACGUAUAGUACCUAAAUCCCCCUUGUGCACUGUUUCAUUUACUAGCAAAGAUUUAGAAGGCAUACAACACCCACAUACUGAUGCAUUAAUUAUAACUGUGGGAAUUGGGAAACGGUUUGAUAUAAAACGAGUCUUGGUAGAUCAAGGUAGUGCAGCAGAUAUAUUGUAUUAUGAUUUGUUCAGAAAGCUUGGUCUCUCCGAGCAACACCUUACCCCAGCGGCAGCCCCGUUGGUCGGUUUCAAUUCACAGCCAAAAUGGCCGCUUGGCAGAAUAGUAUUGCUAGUCGUAGCGGGAACAAAAACCCUCCAGAUAGAGUUCUUAGUUAUUAAUGCACCAUCCCCUUACAACACCAUACUUGGCCGUCCGUGGAUUCAUCAAAUGGAGGCAGUCCCUUCAACCUACCACCAGCACAUCCGUUUCCCAACGGAACACGAAGUAGAGUAG
This is a messenger RNA of Camellia sinensis, 1257 nucleotides long. NCBI's taxonomy places the organism in Eukaryota, Viridiplantae, Streptophyta, Magnoliopsida, Ericales, Theaceae. The record is from RefSeq and is a predicted model, not a curated record.